Molecule: messenger RNA, 612 nt
Organism: Numida meleagris (helmeted guineafowl)
Lineage: Eukaryota; Metazoa; Chordata; Aves; Galliformes; Numididae
Product: T-cell-interacting, activating receptor on myeloid cells protein 1-like
Exons: 4
Coding region: 1-543 (180 amino acids)
Source: RefSeq, a predicted model, not a curated record
AUGGGCAGCCAGUUUGACAUCCUGGUGGGAGUCUGGGGAACUGGCAGCAGCUCUCCUGCCACUCCCUGUCCCCACUGCUGCAGUCUCGCUGUCCCCACACUAAUUCUACCUCAUGGCACCAAUGGCACUGGCCCUCAUCCUGGGUUGGUGUCUGGUGGCAGCGAGCAGAGCUCAGCACCUGCCCCGACCCUCCCUGUGUCACUGCACCCCAGCCAGGGGGUGUCCCUGGGGGACUCUGUCACCCUGCGCUGCCACCUGCCCCUGCCGGCUGCCCGGGUCUGUGUGUACCAGCACAAAUAUUUGAGAUUCUUCAAGAACAUGCACAAGGAGGAGGACACAGCUGAGUUCUCCUUGGUUGAAGUAAGGCAGGAAGAUGCAAUGAAGUAUCAGUGCCAGUACCGAGGGCUGGCUCCACCAGGGACAUCGGAGAAGAGUGACCCCGUGGCACUGGUGGUGACAGGUGAGUGCACUAAGGAAAGCAGAUGGCCCAGGGCUGUGUCCCCACAGAGCUGUGUCCCAUCACUGUCUCCUCUCUGCACUUAGAUUCCAGCUACUCCCCACCUGGCAUUUCCCUGAGCCCUGAGGAACAUGUGGAGAUGGGGACCAAUGUCA